Molecule: messenger RNA, 1016 nt
Organism: Homarus americanus (American lobster)
Lineage: Eukaryota; Metazoa; Arthropoda; Malacostraca; Decapoda; Nephropidae
Product: patj homolog
Exons: 7
Coding region: 369-1016 (215 amino acids)
Molecular function (GO): protein binding
Source: RefSeq, a predicted model, not a curated record
UGUCGAAUAACCAAGAGGAAGGACGAUUUUGACGAAUUAAAUAGCGGGAUUGGUGUCAUGGCGUUUCGAGAACUUUCGAUCACAGAAAAUGGUAUGAUCUCACCUGGGCAGCGAGAACAACGUGAUAAAGAGAUGGAAGACUGGAGGAGGGCGACCAAAUCCUGGCCAUUGACGGUCAGGUGUUGGACUCUUUCAUCUCCCACCAGCAGGCCAUAGGCAUCCUGCAGAAGGCCACCCGUGUGGUAGACCUGGUGGUGGCUCGAGCACCACCGCUAGACCAGCAGCAGGCGGUGGUGCCCCUCGACCAGGAGCAUCAACACCACGAUACGUCCUCCGUUGUGCACCCUCAAGAACCAUCCUCCACAGAAAUGCUUAACACGGAGUGGGCUCAGGUGGAGGUGAUAGACCUAAUCAACGAUGGGUCUGGCCUGGGCUUCGGCAUCAUCGGCGGCAGGUCGACAGGUGUGGUGGUUAAGACCAUCCUACCUGGAGGCGUCGCUGACAGGGACGCCAGGCUUCAGUCAGGUGACCACAUCCUGCAGAUCGGAGAGGUCAACCUGCGAGGGAUGGGCAGCGACCAGGUGGCCGCUGUGCUUCGCCAGUCUGGCUCACACGUUCGCCUCGUUGUCGCCAGGCCUAUCGAACCCACCUCACCGGACUUCCAGGUCAGGCAGGUGGGCAGGUCGGCGCCCAUCGUGGAGACCCGUGUAUUGAACGACCCCGAAGAACUGGAGCGUCGACUGAGUGGCCUUCCGAACGGCUUUCCCCCUGCCUCUUCCUCCUCCCUCCUCCCUACCCUCGCUGUCGCUGCCGGACCUGCCACCACCAACGGCGUCCUGACACCCUACACCAAUGACGACCCCGACACGCUACCCAGGGUACACGUCUGGAACACUGAUACACUUAUGGAACACAGAUACACUUAUGGAGCACUGAUACACUUAUGGAACACAGAUACUACACUUAUCGAACACAGAUACACUUAUGGAACACUGAUUACACUCAUGGAGCACUGA